Molecule: messenger RNA, 855 nt
Organism: Hibiscus syriacus
Lineage: Eukaryota; Viridiplantae; Streptophyta; Magnoliopsida; Malvales; Malvaceae
Product: peptidyl-prolyl cis-trans isomerase E-like
Exons: 2
Coding region: 203-718 (171 amino acids)
Molecular function (GO): RNA binding
Source: RefSeq, a predicted model, not a curated record
AUCAAAAUUACGAAUACCUUUUCUUUUUUCCUGCUCCUAAAAUUAUCGUCUGGCUCGAAGGCGGCCGCUUGCGAGAUUCCGCUGCCGGAGAUCCCUUUCUCUAUCACAAAACUAUUUCUCAUUUUAGUCUACCUCCUUCACUUUGUGGCAAACAAAAAAGAAAAAAAAAACAAUAGAGGAAGAAGGAAGAAAUUGAAAAACAAUGGCACAACAAGCAGUGCAGAAGAACACGUUGUACGUGGGAGGGCUAGCGGAGGAAGUGAAUGAAGCAAUCCUCCAUGCGGCUUUCAUCCCUUUUGGAGACAUAAAGGACGUCAAGACCCCAUUAGAUCAGGCCACUCAGAAGCACCGCUCCUUUGGCUUCGUUACCUUCUUGGAGAAAGAGGACGCCGCUGCUGCCAUGGACAACAUGGAUGGGGCUGAGCUCUAUGGUCGCGUUCUUACGGUCAAUUACGCCCUCCCUGAGCGGAUCAAGGGUGGUGAGCAGGGCUGGGCCGCUCAACCUAUUUGGGCAGAUGCGGACACAUGGUUUGAGCGGCAACAACAAGAAGAAGAAAUGCAGCGGAUUCAGGCAGAGAACCAGGCCGCAAUGCGUGCCGCCGAGGAAUUGCAUAGGAAGAAAUUGGCGGAGGAACGACAAGGGGAGAAAGAGGAAGAAACAGAGAUGAAGGAUGAUCCGAUGGCGAGAGCUGAAGCCCAAGUUUUGAAUCAGAGUUAGCUAUUCAAUGGAGCAAUCAAAUACUGAAAAAACUCUAGGUCUGUCUUCUAUGUUAACCAAUCUUUUUCUUCCUUUUGCAAACUGCUUUCGGCUGUAGCUGCGACAAAUAGGGUCACAGCAUUAAUUUAAAACCUUUC